AUGGACCAAACUCAGCAUUCUAAAAAAACAGCAGAGGUCCAACCUUCCAAACCAAAGAAGACAAGGCAUUGUGAUGGCUUCAAGAUGUUUUUGGCAGCCCUCUCAUUCGCCUAUAUAAGCAAGGCAUUAGCUGGAGUCCUAAUGAAAAGUUCCAUCACGCAAAUAGAAAGGAGAUUUGACAUCUCGUCUUCCUUAGCUGGUUUGAUUGAUGGAGGAUUUGAAAUUGGGAAUUUGAUGGUUAUUAUAUUUGUGAGUUACUUUGGAUCCAAACUACACAGACCGAAGUUGGUUGGAAUUGGUUGUUUCAUCAUGGGCCUUGGGAGUAUUAUGACUGCCAUGCCACAUUUCUUCAUGGGAUAUUACAGGUUCUCAUCAGAGGAUGACAUCAACUCUCUAAGAAACUCCACAUGGAAAUGUUUAGUAAAUCAAACUACAUCACUCACUGGAACCUCACCUGAGAUAGUGGGGAAAGAUUGUGAAAAGGCAUCCAAGUCACAUAUGUGGAUUUAUGUGUUGAUGGGGAACAUGCUUCGUGGGAUAGGGGAAACACCAAUAGUGCCCCUGGGAGUUUCCUAUAUUGAUGACUUUGCACCAGAAGGGCAUUCUUCUGUGUAUUUAGGUCUUCUGAAUACAGUAGCAAUGGUUGGUCCAGUCCUUGGUUUUCUCAUGUCAUCUGUGUUUGCUCAGAUGUAUGUUGACAUUGGAUACGUAGACCUGAAAAAUAUCCGGAUAACACCUAUGGAUGCUCGCUGGGUCGGUGCCUGGUGGCUCAGUUUCAUUGUGUCUGGACUAUUUUCCAUUAUUUCUUCUAUACCCUUCUUUUUUCUGCCCAAAAUUCCAAACACAUCACAGAGAGAAAGGAAAAAUUCAGCAUCUCUGAAUGUACUCAAGACAGAUGAAGAAAAGAAUCACAUGGCUCAUUUGACCAAACAGGAGGAAAAAGCCCCUAUCAACAUGAAGGGUUUCCUCUGCUCUCUGAAAAGCAUCCUUACCAACAAGUUAUAUGUUAUAUUCGUGGUCCUGACAUUGCUACAUCUCAGCAGCUUUAUUGGCUCCUUUACUUACAUCUUCAAGUUUGUAGAGCAACAGUUUAGCAAGUCGGCAUCACAGUCUACCUUGGCAUUAGGAAUUAUAACCAUACCUAUUAUGGCAGUCGGGAUGUUUUUAGGAGGAUAUAUCAUUAAAAGAUUCAAACUGACCCUGGUUGGAAUUACCAAGUUUGCACUGUUCACCUCUUUUGUAUCCUGUGUCUUUCAGAUAUUAGAUUUUGCUCUAAUCUGUGAAAACAACUCAUUUGCUGGCCUAACCAUGACCUACGAUGGAAUGAACUCAGUGGACUCUCACAUAGAUGUACCACUUUCAUAUUGCAAUUCAGACUGCAGUUGUGAUGAAAAUCAAUGGGAACCCAUCUGUGGGGAAAAUGGAGUAACAUACAUCUCACCUUGUCUGGCAGGAUGCAAGUCUUCUAGUGGUGAUAAGAACAUUAACAGUACAGUAUUCUAUGACUGCAGUUGUAUCAGAGACUCUGGUUUCCAGACCAGCAAUCACUCAGCCCAUUUGGGUGAAUGCCGACAAAAGAAGUGCCAAAAAAACUAUUACUUUUAUAUAGCUUUUCAAGUCAUAAAUUCUUUCUUUACUGCAAUGGGAAGCACAUCUUUUAUCUUGAUUUUGUUGAAGACCGUCCAACCUGAACUGAAAUCACUUGCAAUGGGUUUCCACGCACUGGUUAUCCGUGCACUAGGAGGAAUUCUAGCUCCCAUCUAUUACGGGGCAUUAAUUGACAGAACAUGCAUGAAGUGGUCUGUCAGCGGCUGUGGAACACGAGGUGCUUGUAGGGUGUAUAACGCUGCAUGGUUUGGAAAUGUCUACUUGGGUUUGAACACAUCUUUGAGAACUUCAGCACUUAUUUUAUAUUUUGUAUUAAUUUAUGCCAUGAAGAAAAAAGAUGAAAAGAAAGAUAGCAAGACAUUGGAAAAUGAUGGAAAAGUCAAAGAUGAAGCAAAUCCAGAAACCUUAAAUAAAAAUGGAUACCAUUCUGUACCUCCUGGUACACCAUAUAAUGAAACACCUCUUUAA
Messenger RNA from Cricetulus griseus (Chinese hamster), 2076 nucleotides. NCBI's taxonomy places the organism in Eukaryota, Metazoa, Chordata, Mammalia, Rodentia, Cricetidae. The record is from RefSeq and is a predicted model, not a curated record.